Molecule: messenger RNA, 213 nt
Organism: Aspergillus lentulus
Lineage: Eukaryota; Fungi; Ascomycota; Eurotiomycetes; Eurotiales; Aspergillaceae
Product: protease B inhibitor 2
Biological process (GO): vacuole fusion, non-autophagic
Molecular function (GO): endopeptidase inhibitor activity
Source: RefSeq, a predicted model, not a curated record
AUGCCUGCUAUCACCCUGAAAUCAAGUGCGACCGACGACCAAAUCAAACAGGUGAAAGACAACAUCACCUCAAGCGGCGGCAGCAUCAAGUCGGACUUUGAACUAGUCAAGGGCUUCACCGCCGAGGUUCCUGACGGGAUGGUGGGUACCUUGUCGAGCCAUGACCUUAUUGAGAAUGUGGAGGAGGACGCGAACGUGAGCACUCAGCGAUAG